GACAGCUCCAGCUCCGCAUCUGAUGCCCGUUUGCGAUCACAAGAUGCCCUGAACUCCAUCUGGGAUGCAGACUCGAAGGAAGCGCCUCCACCCGGCAUUUGGGAUGGCGACCACGAAAGUGACACUGCGAGAAAGUGUGACCAUCGUUGCCCAGUGGUCGAUGCUGGUAGUGCUCGGCGACCCUACGCUGGAAGUCUGAGUGAUGAUGCUGGUACCUUCAAAAACAAAUGGCGGAGAUUGCCAGAUGGCCCGCUGGAAUCCUUUAUGGAGCCGGAAGCAGCUGUUUCACGCGGUUGCUGGCGUGGUCGUGGCCUCCGCUUGCUGAGUGCAGCACCCUCCUUUGUGGUAAUGCUUUGGAGCCUGAAACUUCCUCCACGCAAGAAAACGGGCUGGACUUGUCGUUUUGCAGUACGGUGUUAA
Messenger RNA from Symbiodinium necroappetens, 420 nucleotides. The record is from the annotation of a GenBank genome assembly. NCBI's taxonomy places the organism in Eukaryota, Dinophyceae, Suessiales, Symbiodiniaceae.